AUGGCGAUGAGCAAUGUAAAGCGCUUGGGAGCGUUGCCUAGCCCAUAUACAUUACAGGUUCAACUCGCUCUCAACAUAAAGUCUGUCAAUUGUCCAAUACAUGACCAGGUAUGUAGCUCAGGUCCCUCCAUCCUCCCUGCUGAUACCUAUGAUCACGUCAUCACCCUUUUCUGGACAUCCUAUAUUGACCAGAAGUUCUUUCCACCACUGGAAGUGAUCGGGGCGACACAAGACGAAGAGGCAAGGACAGUGGCAAUAGAGCAUCUGACAGGGGAUAGAACAUUGUUUACCACUUUUAAGGAAUGCUUAGUUGGUACUGUUACUUUUGGUGAUGGUAAUGAUUCUACUGUGAGUGGUAAAUGUAAGAUCAAAUUUUCAAGAAUUGGGGAGUUAAAGAAUAUUCUAUAUGUUAAAGGUUUAGCUACUAAUCUAUUGGAUAUCAGUCAAAUCUAUGAUGAGGAAUUUCAAAUCCUUUACUAA
Molecule: messenger RNA, 480 nt
Organism: Cornus florida
Lineage: Eukaryota; Viridiplantae; Streptophyta; Magnoliopsida; Cornales; Cornaceae
Product: glutathione S-transferase U17-like
Exons: 5
Coding region: 1-480 (159 amino acids)
Source: RefSeq, a predicted model, not a curated record